This is a messenger RNA of Chelonia mydas (Green sea turtle), 3017 nucleotides long. RefSeq names its product TCDD inducible poly(ADP-ribose) polymerase (gene TIPARP). The transcript is spliced from 6 exons. The coding region runs from base 739 to 2751 and encodes 670 amino acids. Gene Ontology annotation, molecular function: zinc ion binding; NAD+ poly-ADP-ribosyltransferase activity. Lineage: Eukaryota; Metazoa; Chordata; Testudines; Cheloniidae. The record is from RefSeq and is a predicted model, not a curated record.
AGGGGAGGACUAAAACAUGAUGAUUUGUUCAGUAUGUGACCGAAAACGGAGUCUUUCCGUGCAUACGUCUCUCCCUGUCUGUCUCCAGAACAAAGUGACCCUUCAGUCAGCCCCUGUGGGGCUUUCAGCCGCACAGAGAGUACAGAAUGCGAGCUAUACAAACAAACAGGAGCGUUCUCUCUCUCUCCCUGUUUCGCUCACACACACUAAAGGAGGGAGGAGUGUGGAUUCCUGGUACGGAGAGGUGCAGAUCCGAUCUCUUGCCUCUUCAUAGCUCCUCCCAGAGUCGUGCAGCUGCCUGGCAAGUGCUUUCCGGAAGCAAUAUUUAAACAGCUACAGUGUAACAUGUGAGAAGCAGGGGGAUCUGGAGGGCCGUGGCGCUGCGGCUCCUGAGGGCGGAAUGGGUGGUUUGUCACGUACAGAUCGGCAGGCGGGAAGGCUCUGAGAGCCAGAUGAGCUUCACACGCUGCAAAGCGCAAGCGGAAGAAGGCGGCUGUCGCUCUCCCCAGAGCACUAGCUCAGCCGAGCCCCUCCAGCCAAGUAUCGACUCCGCUGCUGACAGAACCCAAGGCACGGUCUCCUGCUUCAUCUUCCUCCCUCUCGCCCCGGGCGCUGCUGCUGGCUCUCGGGGAAGCCGCGGAGCAGCUUCAGGGCUGCGCUGUGACAGGAGGGUCAGCUUGGCUCUUGUGAGGCUCUGGGAGUUUGAAAGUGAUUUGGAAAGAGCAGAGUCCGUGUCGGAUGGAUGUUGAACUGGAGCCAGCCUGUGUUGUGCAGCAGGCCCACUGUCCAGGGAUGAAGUGCUCUCCUUCAGAAGACUUCCCCCCACAGAUAGGGCUGUCUGAUAAGAUCCCACCAGUAAAGCCUUGCUUCAAGAAGAAGCAGCAAGUGCAGAAGAGGCUGGACACAGAAACUCUCAGGGCUUUGCGGCCAAUCUUCACCAGUUUGCUGGGAGCUGGGAACCUGGAUGGAGUCUUUGUGCACAGAGGCCAAAGUGGAGGUCAUAGCAAUUUAUGUGAACCCGUUGUGAAAAAGGCCCUAGGACUCAGUGCCCCUUGUCCCCAGCCGGGCAGCAAUGUGGCUGUGCUGAUGCCAGGAGCUUCAGAUGUGCAAGGUCAAAUCCCAGAGACUCAUCCUCCCCCUGGUCACCCUGAGCAGGAGAUUCAGUCUGGGGUUCAGGGCUUCCCAUCCGAAACCAAUCCUGGGACUGCUGCUGAUUCCACUAAUGAAUCAUUCCAGCAUCACCCCUUUCACUCAGUCUCAAGUGAUGCUGCAGCCUGUCCAGUGUGCCCAGACAAGAUACUCGAAGGCUACACAUCUGGAUUAUUCCAGGAGAAUAGCUGCUUGAUGCAGUACAAUUUGAACCCAAAUGAUGAAUUCAAUGCUGGGCUCUUCCAGGACAAAAGCGAGGAGGCUUCACUUGAUCUUGUGUUCGAACUUUUGAACCAGCUGCAAUAUCACACCCACCAGGAGGAUGAGAUAGAGAUCUGUGUGGAUUUUCUGCAGGGCAAUUGUAUUUAUGGCAGUGACUGUCCCAAACAUCAUACUGUGUUGCCAUAUCACUGGCAGAUCAGGAGGACUGCUACUCAGACCUGGCAAAGUGUGACCAAUGACUCUCAGGAGCAUCUGGAAAGACUCUACUGCAACCCAGACAAUGACAGGAUCAAAGUGAAGUACCGGGGACAUGAGUUUUUGGUAGAUCUGAAUAUUAUGAACUUGUAUGAAACCAUUGAGUUUGACCAAAUGCGGAGGCUGUCCACACCAUCCUGCACCAGUUCCAAUUCCAACUACUACACAGUCUGGAAAUACUUCUGCAGGGACCACUUUGGCUGGAGAGAGUACUCAGAGCCUGUUGUACGAUUAAUAGAAGAAGCCAACUAUCGGGGUCUGAAAGAGGUCCGGUUUGUUACCUGGCACAAUCAGUAUAUCUUGAACAUCAAAGAUGGCUUCCAACAAAAUGCAUGUUUCCGAAGAGAAAUUAAGAGGAGACCCCUUCUUCGCUCAUGUGUUGUGCUGAUGCCAUUCUUACAGACUCUGGGUGGCAAUCCUCCAAUACCUUCUACAUCAGCUGAACCAGCCUCUUCACAAGUCUUAUCUCCGACUGCUAUUACCUCUCCAAACCUUUAUCCUGAAACUUGGAUUAGUAUGGAUCCAGCUCAGGACUUCAUCCAAGUGCCUGUUUCUAAGGAAGAUAAAAGCUACAGAACCAUUUACAAUCUGUUUCACAAGACUGUGCCAGAGACCAAAUAUAGAAUUUUGAAAAUACAAAGAGUGCAAAAUCAGUUUCUCUGGGAGAAAUAUAAAAGGAAAAGGGAAUAUAUGUCUAAAAAAAUUACAGGGUUUGACAGAAUAAUGAAUGAAAGGCACCUGUUCCAUGGUACCUCCCAGGACGUAGUGGAUGGAAUCUGCAAGCACAACUUUGAUCCACGAGUCUGUGGGAAGCAUGCCACCAUGUUUGGACAAGGCAGUUACUUUGCCAGGAAGGCGAGCUACUCUCAUAACUUUUCCAAAAGGUCACCCAAAGGAGUUCAUUACAUGUUUUUGGCUAAAGUACUGACAGGAAGAUACACAGUGGGCAAUCAUACUAUGAGAAGACCUCCACCUGUGAACCCUGGCAGCAUCACCAGUGACCUUUAUGACUCUUGUGUGGACAAUUACUUUGAACCUCAGAUCUUUGUCAUUUUUAACGAUGACCAGAGCUACCCUUAUUUUGUUGUUCAGUAUGAAGAAGUUAGUAACACUGUCUCCAUUUGAAAAUCCUCCAUGCUGCUAAAUUAUUCAUUAUAAUGAACUUUUAUCUGACAUUUAUAGUAGUUUUUGUGAAAAAACAUGGACUUUGCAGAACUGAUUAAAGUUAGUGGCUUGGAGGAGGGCUUAAAAAAAUAAAAAAGAAAGAAUCCUGAAGUGACCAGUUGUGCACUUGCUGUUUGAUUAUGUAUGCGCAAAUUGUAAAUAUUUCCCCAUCCUUUUGUUAUAAAACCCUGUUUAUUUAUGUUAGUAAAUAUUCAUGUUUAAAAAAA